AUGGUGGCUUUGGCGUGCGCAGCUAAUGGGGCCAAUAUGAUGGUUAGGUGCAUGAAGGGAGAGUCGGAACCAACGAUCAUAGCGAAACCUGCAGACAGUUCCAGGGCUGUCGGUGGCAUAUUCGUUUGCACGUUGUGGCUCGUGGAGCCGCCGCCCUCAAUCUCACAAACGUUGCGCAGUUUCCAAACGCGCGAGGAUCUUGAAAGCCUCCCCGACCUGACUGGGCCAGUUCCUCUCUUCGGCGGGCAAAUUGAGAUUGCGAAGAGUGUCUCAGCUCAGCUGGGGGUCGACUGGGAUGGAGAAUACCAAGUCGCGCUGAGGGAGGCUGCUUUGCGAUCUGGACACUCCUGUGCGUGUGUCCCGAAGGUCCUCGCAGAAAUCAUGGUCAGCCAGGGGCUAUCAAGCAACCGAGUUCUCCUCACGGCGGCGAGGAUAUGGCGAGGAUUGCCGCCUAACUUCACACCACACAUCCCGUCCGAUAACAACUUGGUAGGGAUUGUCUGCCCGCAGGUGACCAUACUGCUCAAUGUGCUCUUUGAACCGACAAAUGUUGCACAACACGGGUUGAAAGGGGGGCUGUUCAGCCUGUACCGGGGUUCAAUUCCCAUAAUUCCACGCGACCAGUUGUCCGGGUUUGUCUUCGCAGGAGAACCCACCUUUCGAAAGCCCAUCCGGGAUCUAGACGCGCUGCAGCAGAUACCCCAGGAAGACGACCUCAAGGAACAUCUAAUAUUCACAAUGGAGCCGGAGAAGACCGAGGCUGGCGUCACGGCCGCCAUCAUCUGCGGAUGGAUCUACGGCGAUCCCAUGUUUGAGAUAAACCCUUUCAACCUGCUCGCCGGCCUGGUGAGCGAGCGGCAUUUGGAAUAUAUGUCAUCGACAACCGGGACGCUCGUUAAGGAGGUGGAUGUCCGUCACAUGGGUAGCCGGGAGCUCCUCAGUUGCACCGGCGGCUUCAAGGUGCGGAAUGGGAACAUCAUCGUCAGGGCCGGCUCACGGACAGACUUACAAGUCCUAGCAGCAGGAUGCCAUUUUGGGCUCCGAAUCGUCAUGGUGGUAGAUGAGAAAGACGCAGCUCUCAUUAGGAACGUACAGACUCCGGCGGAGCCCGGAGAAGACGACCGUGCCGAGUGGAAUGCCUAG
Molecule: messenger RNA, 1143 nt
Organism: Anthostomella pinea
Lineage: Eukaryota; Fungi; Ascomycota; Sordariomycetes; Xylariales; Xylariaceae
Source: the annotation of a GenBank genome assembly